This is a messenger RNA of Plasmodium relictum, 4914 nucleotides long. Its product is annotated as conserved Plasmodium protein, unknown function. The record is from RefSeq and is a predicted model, not a curated record. Bases 1 to 4914 code for a protein of 1637 amino acids. The transcript has 14 exons. NCBI's taxonomy places the organism in Eukaryota, Apicomplexa, Aconoidasida, Haemosporida, Plasmodiidae.
AUGAAUUCUCAAUUUUUCAUGAAACAUGAUAAUCUUAAAAAGGAAAAAAACAAAAAUAAAGACAUUUAUUCUGAAAAAGUUAUAAAUCUUAAUAAUGAGAAAUUUCUUAAGAAUUAUCAGAAUUAUUUAAAAAAUAUAAAUAAUAAUUUUAUAUACACACAUCAUAAUAUUUUUAAAGCUUGUAAUCAAAAUAAUUUAGAAGGAAUUUUAUCACAUUACAAAUCAAGUAUAAUUACAGAGAAAUUUAAACAGAAAAUAGUUUGCGCACUUAAUUUUAAACUGGAAUUGCUUGAGAACUAUAAGAUGUAUAAAGAAGAUAAAUAUUUGAGGAGUUUAUUAAAGAUAGAAAACCACAUUAAAAAUCACAAAUUGAGACAGAACUAUAAUAUAAAAAUGGAAAAAAAAUUAUAUGAAAGAAAUAUUAGGGCUUAUAAAAAUUAUCAAAAACAUAAAUUAGAAAAAGAACAUUCAGAGAAAAGAAAGAAAAUGAAUAUUAUAAUUAAAUAUUUUAUAAAUGCAGCAUUCAGAUUAAGAAAAAUAGAAGUUAAUUUUGAUAAUUAUUUUUUUUAUGAUAAUAUGUUUUUUUUAGAAAAAUUUUUUUUUGUUAAGCAAAUAAAAAAUAUUAAUGAAGUACUUCAAAAUAAUGAACUUAUGAAUGAAGCAAAUCAUGUUAUGGCUAACCAUGAUAAAUUUGAAAAAAAAUUAAAACAUUACAAUGAAUAUAAAAGAUAUUCAAAUAAUUUUUAUACAAAUUUUAACUUUUUAAAAUCCUUAAAAAUAGACAGAUUUUUUCUCUUAAAUCUAAGAAAUACAUAUGUAGAAGAAAAAAAUGAUAGUAUCGAAAAAUUUGGUUAUUUAUAUAUGUUAGAAUAUUUACACAAUCAAGAAAUAUGGUCUUUUGUAAAUAACACAAAAUUGAGCAAGAAACCAAUUGUAAAAUUCAACAAAUAUUCAAUGGAUUAUAAAAGAAAAAUAUUGGAAAAUAUUCAAUAUAUAGAUUUUAAUUAUGCAAAAGAAAAGAUGGGUGAUAAAUAUUUCUAUUUUUCACAGGAUGAAGAUAUUGAAAAAAAAAUUAAGGAAUUAAGUAUUUUGAAAUUUUUAAUAUUAAAAACUUUUAGACAGUAUUCUAAUAAGAAGAAAUUUAAUAGAAAAUAUAAAUACCCAUUAAGAAUUAUAAUUACUGGAAAAAUAAAAAAAGAAAUUAAACAUUUAGCUAUAUGUCUGAAAAAAACAUUUUCACUAAAAAUAUAUGAUUUUAAUAAUAUAAAAAAAGAAGUCCAUUAUAUUUGUAGUAUGAAGAAUACACAAAAUGAAAAAAAAAGAAAAAUAUUAAUAAAGCUAAAAGAUAUAAUAAGAAAAUUGGAUGAAGAAAAAAUAGAUAAAAGAAUUUGUGAUAAUCUUUAUGUAGAUUUACUGUAUUAUCGUAUAAAAUAUGAUUACGAUAUGUUUUAUACAAAAGAACAUGAUGAUGAUGUGAAAAGAGAUUACCUGGAAGAAAAAGAAAUUAAAAACAUUAAGAAUAGUAAGAUGAAAAAAUCAAAAAAAUAUCGCGGUUAUAUUAUUAUUAACUUUUUUUUUUCACUUAAACAGUAUAUUUUGUUUGAAUUAAAAUUAAAGAAACUUUUUCUUUUUAACAAUUAUAUUCAUGAACAUGUAAAUUUUUUACAACAUAGAAAUAUAUCUAUUAAGAAAAAAAAGGAAAACUUUUUAAAAAAAUUUGCAAUGUUGUCAAAUAGUAAGUGCAAAAAUACUGUAAUACCUAAAAAAAUAGAAACAAAAAAUUAUGGAAAAAGUAAUAUAAAAUUAAAAAUAAAAAAUGAAGAAAAUAGAAAUAAAAAUUUAAGUGACAAAAAAGAAAAUAUUAUAUCAAAAAAAAAAUUGCACUUUAAUACAAAUUUUGAUAUAGAAGACAUAGAUAGUUUUACUGAAAAAAAUAUCUUGUUUUUCUCGAAUUUCUUAUGUAAAAUUGAAGAUUUUUUUUAUGAAAAAAAUAAUAUUUUGGGUGGAAUAGAUUUACAUUUUCACAUAGACAAAAACAUAAAACAAAUUACUAAUUUUUUAUUCAGAUUUAUUAAUAAAAAUUUUUCAUAUAACCUUGAGGAAAAAGAUAAUAAUAAUAAAAAAUGUGAUAAUGUAGAAAGUAAAAAUGACGAAAAAAAUAUUAUAAAAUUGAGAAAAAUAAGAAGAAAAGUGAUGAGAGCUGCUGAAAAUAUUCAGAUUUUUCAUUCCCAAACUUACAAAGGCAACUAUAAAGUUAUUUGUAAAAUUAAAAAAUCUUAUAAGACAUUGAAAGAUAAAAUAAAAAAAGAUACAAAUUAUGAAUGCUUUUCUAAAGGAAUUUUUGAUGAAAGUAAAAAAAUAUUUUUUUUAAAUUCUUAUUUUAUAAAAAAAGUUUUUCAUUUUGAUAAAAAUUAUAUAGAAAUAGAAAAAUUUUUAAAAAGUUAUAAAAGUUUAAAUUAUUCCAGAUAUCAUAUACUAAAAAAUAAUAUAUACAAAUCAUCAAGUAAUUUAAUAUCAAAAAUAAUUUCAUUAAUCGAAAAGGAUAAGAUGAAGCGUAAUGAUAAGAAAAGAAAAAAAAAUAGUGAUAUAGAAAAAAAUUCAUGUGAAAUUUCACAUAAAGAAGAAACAGACAUUAAUAAUAGUUUUGUAUUAAUAAAUCACAUAAAAUUAGACAGUAAUUUCUCCUACUAUUUCAGACUAAGAUACUGUAAUAUAAUAAAAGUUUAUAUUACUCAUUUAUUUAAUUUUUUUGUGUGGAAAAGAGUGUUGGAGAAAAAUAUUAACAAAGUUGUAAAAUAUAUACAUAAAAAUAUUUAUAUAUUCAUAGAUUACAUAAACAUUGAAGAUAUUAAUAAGUUCAUUCAAUUAUAUAAUGGUUUGGAAGAAUUUGAAAUUGAAAAUGAGAAAGUUAAAUUUUUAUUAUUGGAAAAAUUAAAUAUAAUUCAAAAAAGAAUGUGGUUAGAAAUAUUAAAACAAAAAAAUAAUAAUAAUAAAAAGGAAAAAAUUUAUUUAAACAAAUGGAUUAAUAUGCAAAUAUUUUUGUUAAUAUUUCAAAAUUUUUAUUUAAUUAAUAUAGAACAUCAACUCUAUCUCAACUUAGAUUAUUUCGUGAAUGAAUAUUUAUAUGCUUUAAUACAUAAUGAAAUAAUUUUUAAAAAUGAUAAAAAUAUGCUUAUUUUUAACUAUUUUCCUAAAAAUAAAAAAGAACUUUAUAUAUACGAUAAAAAUAAUUACUAUUUUCCUUUUUUAAAUUAUAUAAAAGAGAAUAUAAACAAUUUUUUGAUAGAAAGUUGUGAUUAUAAAAAAAAUUUUCAUAAAAAUAAAAAUAGUGAAUCUCAUAGUUCGGACAGUUUUUGUUCAAAAAGAGAAAAGAAAUUAUAUUACUUAGCAAAAGAAUUCCGUUUUAUUAAUAAUUGUAGAUUUUUUUAUAAAUUUCAUGAAUUAGUUAAUUAUUCAAUAAUAAAUUUAAGAAAGUAUUUCUAUAUUUUUCAAGAUCUAAAUAGUUAUAUUAAUAACUUUAUAACAUUACAUUAUUUAUGUGUGUAUAAACAAAUAAAUUUUACUUUUGAUACAUUAAGAAAUUUUAUUCAGAAUUCAGCACAUAUUCCUUUUUACUAUUUAUCGAUGUUUAAUAAGAGAAAAUUUCAAUUUGAAGAUAAAAUUAACAAAUUAAAUGAAAUAAAAUAUGAAAAAAGUAAUUUAAAAAACAGAAAUAAUGAAAAUAAAUAUAUUUGUAAUGAAGAGAGAAGGGAAAUUAACAUAAGUAGUAUUAAUAAAAUAAAUAAAAAGGAAAAAAGUUCUGAAGAGAAAUAUAGAUGUUUAUAUUCAGAAAAUGGUUUCUUUAAUAAUUUAAUCAGUUAUAAUAACAAUAAUGAAAAUGAUUUAUUUUUAAAAAAAAAUUAUAUAUAUAUAUUUUUGAACAGCAUUUUAAAGUAUAUUUUUAUUUUACAACAUUUUCCAGUAAUAUCUAAGGUAGAUUUAGGAAAUUUGAUAAUGGCUAGUUUAUUUUUUAUAAAAGAGAAAUCUGAAAAAAUAUAUGCAAACAUUCUAUUUAAGAAAAUUUUAAAUGAAUAUGUAAAAAAAUAUAGUAUUACAAUUAAUUCUUUUAUACUUCCAAAUAGUAUGAUUAAUAAUAUAAGUCUUUCAUAUACAUACCCAUGGAAUAAAAAAGAAGAGAAUCAAAAUAGUAAGAUGGGUAGAAUAAAAAAGGAUGUAAAGAAGGAGAUAUUUAAAAAAUGUUGCCUUCUUUUUGAUGAUAUAAGCACUGAAACUAAAAAUACUACUAAUAAUAAUGAAAUAAAAAAAAAUGAUUUAUAUAACAAAGAUAUUUACGAAAAUAAUAAUUAUUACAUGAAUCAAUUCAAUAAUGAUGAUGAAAUAAAAAAAACUAAUAAUACUUGGAUACAGGAAGAAAAUAACAUAGAUAAUUCAGAAACACAUUUAUGCUUACAAAGUUUAGAAUACUUUACAUUUAAAGAAUUUCUUCAUUUAGGAUUAUUUAAUUUUAUAAAGAAUAAAAAAAAAUUUACAAGAGAAGAAAAAAAAGUUUUGAAUUAUGAAAUUAUUUUGUUAAACAAAUUUAUUUUUAAUUACUUUUUUUAUUUCAGUAAAUUUCCUUAUUUUCAUGAAAAUAUUCAAAUUUACAUAAAAAACUAUUUAUUAAAAAAAAAUUCUUCAUUUUUUUCUUCAUUUGAAGAAGCUUUAAGGGAAAAAAUUCAAAACAUUGAUAAUGUUAAUAGUCAAUUAUUUAAAAGUAACAAAAAAGAAAAAAAAAAGAAUAUAGAGAUAAAUAAAAAAAUAAAUAAUUUAACUAGUAAAAGAAUGAAUUCUCUUACAUCAUAUAACGCGAAAAAAAAGGUGAUGGUAAAAGAAAUCUUAAUAUUUUUUCAUAAUAAAUAUGAUUAUAAUUUUUAA